CGACCUAAUUCUCCGUCCUCUCCUCGUCCUCUUCCUCCUCCUUAUCUCCUCGUCCUCCCCCUUCACCCCUCCCCCCUCUUUUCCUCGUAGGAUCACUAGCUUCGUAGCUCCGCUUCGUCCUCUCAUGGCGAUCUCGAGCUCCUCGGAGCUCGGAUGAGGUCUCGCGUGGUCCGUCUAAAGAAGCUCCAGUAGCUCCUUCUUUAGCUUUGGAGUGGGGAUUUGGGAGCUGAUGCGAGGGUUCGCUCCUAUGGGACUGUAGAUCGCGGUGGUUCUGAGUUGGUUCGGCUUCUUAGAGAGAUUUAGAGUGUUUCGAGGGCGAUGGGGUUUUGGCGGGUUCGAGGAUUGAUGAAGAAGCGCUCUUGAGGGGCUUCGGCGGAAUUAGGGUUUUGGAGAUGAGCACUUCGGUGGGAACCCUGGAUCCCCGCCCAGGAGAAGAGAAGAAAUGCUUGAACUCGGAGCUGUGGCACGCCUGCGCCGGCCCCCUCGUUUGCCUACCGACGCUCGGAACACGCGUCGUCUACUUCCCUCAGGGUCACAGCGAGCAGGUUGCUGCAUCCACAAACAAGGAGGUUGAGGGACACAUCCCAAAUUAUCCAAACCUACCUCCUCAAUUGAUUUGCCAACUGCAUGAUGUUACAAUGCAUGCAGAUGUGGAAACAGAUGAAGUUUAUGCUCAAAUGACCUUGCAGCCUCUAAACCCGCAAGAGCAAAAUGAUGCUUAUCUUCCAGCUGAGAUGGGCAUUAUGAGCAAGCAGCCGACGAAUUAUUUCUGCAAGACUUUGACGGCGAGCGAUACCAGUACUCAUGGAGGAUUCUCCGUUCCUCGCCGCGCGGCCGAGAGAGUGUUCCCUCCUCUGGACUUCUCACAGCAGCCGCCAGCUCAGGAGCUUAUUGCUCGGGAUAUUCAUGAUAUUGAGUGGAAGUUCCGGCACAUUUUCCGAGGCCAACCAAAAAGGCAUCUUCUAACUACUGGCUGGAGUGUGUUUGUCAGUGCCAAGAGACUUGCAGCUGGAGAUUCUGUCCUCUUUAUAUGGAAUGAGAAGAACCAGCUUUUACUGGGAAUCAGACGUGCUAGUCGGCCACAAACAAUAAUGCCUUCAUCUGUUCUGUCAAGUGACAGUAUGCACAUUGGACUCCUUGCAGCAGCAGCUCAUGCUGCUGCAACAAACAGUCGCUUUACUAUAUUUUAUAACCCGAGGGCAAGUCCAUCUGAGUUUGUGAUUCCACUGUCUAAGUAUGUUAAAGCUGUUUUCCACACUCGAAUAUCGGUUGGAAUGCGCUUUCGUAUGCUGUUUGAGACUGAAGAAUCAAGCGUUCGUAGGUACAUGGGAACGAUCACAGAAAUAAGUGAUAUGGAUCCUAUACGAUGGCCAAAUUCUCAUUGGAGAUCAGUCAAGGUCGGUUGGGACGAAUCGACGGCAGGUGAGAGACCGCCUAGAGUUUCAUUAUGGGAAAUCGAACCUUUGACAACCUUUCCCAUGUACCCCUCUUUGUUUCCACUUAGGCUGAAGCAUCCUUGGUAUCCCGGUGUGCCUGGUCUACACGGAGACGAUAGCAAUGCUUUGAUGUGGCUGAGAGGUGUUGCUGGAGAGGGAAACUAUCAGUCUUUAAAUUUUCAGUCACCUGGUAUGGGCUCAUGGGGCCCACAGAGGGUCCAAUCUACCUUGCUGGGAAAUGAUCACGACCAGUACCAAAUGAUGGCAGCUGCAACGUUAUCAAAUGGGACUUCUAUGAAACAGCAAUUUCUACAUAUUCGGCAACCUUUGCAGUCUUCCCAAGAACCCAGCAAUAUAAACCUGUUAAUGCAGCAGCAAAUUCUUCAGCAAGCAAGUCAGCAGCAGUUGAUUAGUCCUCAGUCGCAACAUGUUUUCCACCAGCAAUUGCAACAACUGCAGCAGCAGCAGCAUCAGCAGCAUCAGCAGCAGCAGCAUCAGCAACCGCUCAACAACCAGAAACAGAAGAUUCAACAGACGCAGAAUUAUCAGGUCCCUAGCAGCCCUGUGUUCCAGAAACAGUCGCAGUUGCCCUCUCACCUUUGUCAGAAAUUUGGCCUUUCUGAUCCAAACAUGAACUUUUCAACAAUUCUAAAUUCUAACAGUGCUCAGAAUAUGUUAGACUCUAGUUUCCUUGAAGGAAGUUCGAAUAUGAUAGACUUAACUAGAAUAAGUCAACCUAUGAUGAGUGAGCAUCAGCAAUUACAAUGGGAACCAAAGCCAAUGGCAUCGCAUUCUUCAUCCUUUGGGGGCUCAGGUUUGCUACCAUCACUUGUGGGCAAAGAUGGUUCUGCCGGUAAUGAAAAUGAUGGCCAUGGUGAUGUAGCGAACCACACCCUGUUUGGUGCUAAUAUCGAUUCUUCCUCACUCCUCUAUAAUGUAGUGCCUAAUCUAACUUCAAAUGCUGGUGACAAUGAUGUAUCAACAAUUCCAUAUGGUUCUUCAUCUCUUCAAAAUCCGUUGUAUGGUUGCCUCAACGAGUCAUCUGGUUUGUUGCAAAAUUCAGGAGAGAAUGAUUCAACAAACAGAACAUUUGUGAAGGUGUACAAAUCAGGAUCAGUAGGAAGGUCAUUGGACAUCACCCGCUUCAACAACUAUGAUGAAUUACGUGAAGAGCUGGGUCAGAUGUUCGGUAUUCAGGGUCAAUUGGAAGACCCUCAUAGAUCAGGCUGGCAGCUUGUAUUUGUUGACAGGGAGAAUGACAUACUUCUCCUUGGAGACGACCCCUGGGAAUCAUUUGUCAAUAGCGUUUGGUAUAUUAAGAUACUCUCACCAGAGGAUGUGCAGAGUUUGGGAAAGCAAGGAAAUGAUCCCCGUUAGUCGUCUCAAAUAGAGCAGCAGUACGUGGUUCAAUGGGAGCAUUCACCAGUGUGGGUUUUAUGUUUAGAAGGCUCCCAACGUCAGGUUAUUUUGUACUAGUAGAGAUACGCUAGUCAGUAAAAUGUUCACGACGCCUUCGAAAAAUGCAGAUUUGUCUGUUUAGAUAUAAAUAUCUUUCUUAACUUAUAAUUUGCUGUGGCAUGUCUCUAUAUAUAUUAAACCACUGCUAUAGUUGAUAAGUUUUCGAUAGGGAUCCCGUGUGGUCUCUCGUGUUCCAGUUAACUGGUUGUAACACGAAAUAUUGAGGUGAUUCCGUAAGCUCUUCUAUUUCGGACAUUUAAGUUAUUUCCUAUUUAUUUAAGAGGUGUUUUUUUGUGUGUACAUUUAAGUUAUUUCGUACUUAUUUAAGAGGUGUUUUUUUGUGUGUA
This is a messenger RNA of Ananas comosus (pineapple), 3241 nucleotides long. RefSeq names its product auxin response factor 12-like. Bases 393 to 2813 code for a protein of 806 amino acids. The transcript has 15 exons. The record is from RefSeq and is a predicted model, not a curated record. Gene Ontology annotation, biological process: regulation of DNA-templated transcription; response to hormone. NCBI's taxonomy places the organism in Eukaryota, Viridiplantae, Streptophyta, Magnoliopsida, Poales, Bromeliaceae. Gene Ontology annotation, molecular function: protein binding; DNA binding. Gene Ontology annotation, cellular component: nucleus.